Messenger RNA from Leopardus geoffroyi (Geoffroy's cat), 535 nucleotides. Its product is annotated as sodium/potassium-transporting ATPase subunit gamma-like. NCBI's taxonomy places the organism in Eukaryota, Metazoa, Chordata, Mammalia, Carnivora, Felidae. Gene Ontology annotation, biological process: monoatomic ion transport; regulation of sodium ion transmembrane transporter activity. The transcript is spliced from 6 exons. The record is from RefSeq and is a predicted model, not a curated record. Gene Ontology annotation, molecular function: sodium channel regulator activity. Bases 141 to 335 code for a protein of 64 amino acids. Gene Ontology annotation, cellular component: membrane.
UUGACUCUAUCUCUUCCUGCCUGUGGGCUUGGGCUCGCCAGGGGCGCGGAGGGAGGGAGGGCCGCACUUUCCAUCCAGGCCCUUGGCCACCAGCACGUCACGGCUCUCUCCCACCGAGGACACAGCCGGCAGCUCCUGCCAUGGACAGGUGGUACCUGGGUGGCAACCCCAAAGGGGAUGUGGACCCAUUCUACUACGACUACGAGACCGUCCGCAAUGGAGGCCUGAUCUUUGCUGCCCUGGCCUUUGUCGUGGGGCUCAUCAUCAUCCUCAGCAAAAGACUCCGCUGUGGGGGCAAAAAGAAACACCGGCAAGUCAACGAAGAUGAGCUGUAAUGAUGGAGUCUGCCGUGCCCCCGUUGCACUGGGGUCAUUGGGAAGCCUUCCCUGAGUUGUAGACCUUUGUCCCCAGCACUGCCAGGCCCUCGGCUGAAGGAAGCGCCAGGCUCCGUGUGACCCCUGGGUGCACAUGGCCUCCUCCCACCUCUCGGCCGCCUCCUGUUAAUAAUAAAGCCAGCCUCAGAGAUGGCUCCUUC